Molecule: messenger RNA, 276 nt
Organism: Colletotrichum fioriniae
Lineage: Eukaryota; Fungi; Ascomycota; Sordariomycetes; Glomerellales; Glomerellaceae
Molecular function (GO): acyltransferase activity, transferring groups other than amino-acyl groups
Source: RefSeq, a predicted model, not a curated record
AUGGCGUCUCAGCACGACCGUGUCAUGGGCAAGAACCCUCACGUUUACUUCGAGCUGAUUUUCACCGACCCGGCCUACCUUCGACGAGGCUAUGCGAAAGCCCUCCUCCAACGAGGAACGGAAAUUGCCGACAAGCUGGGCUACCCAAUGUACCUCGAUGCCGAGGAGUAUAUUGUGGACCUUUACUCAUCAGCAGGCUUCUUGACCAAGACUGAAGUCGGUCAAUCGUCACAGAUGAUUCCCAUGAUGAGGCCAGCCCGGGGGUUAAUGAAGUAA